Egretta garzetta (little egret) is the source of this 1528-nucleotide messenger RNA. It is a transcript of the gene STX18, whose product is annotated as syntaxin 18. Bases 75 to 839 code for a protein of 254 amino acids. Gene Ontology annotation, cellular component: membrane; endoplasmic reticulum; SNARE complex. Gene Ontology annotation, biological process: intracellular protein transport; retrograde vesicle-mediated transport, Golgi to endoplasmic reticulum. The transcript is spliced from 10 exons. Gene Ontology annotation, molecular function: SNAP receptor activity. Lineage: Eukaryota; Metazoa; Chordata; Aves; Pelecaniformes; Ardeidae. The record is from RefSeq and is a predicted model, not a curated record.
UUUCUCAUAUUGGAAAGCUGAAAGAUUUUCUUCUGCAACACAGAAAAGAUUACAUUAAUGCUUACAGCCAUAUUAUGUCUGAGUAUGUGAGGAUGACGGAUACAGAGCGCGAUCAAAUAGAUCAAGAUGCUCAGAUUUUUAUGAGGACGUGUGCUGAUGCCAUCCAUCAGCUGAGAACAGAAGCACACAAGGGUGUCCAGUCUGCUCAGGUAAAGGAGCACAGAACAGCUGUCUUGGACUUCAUUGAAGAUUACUUAAAAAGAGUGUGCAAGCUGUAUUCUGAACAAAGAGCCAUCCGAGUUAAGCGAGUGAUAGAUAAGAAGAGACUGUCCAGGCUUGAACCUGAGCAGAGCAACGUGUCCAAAUCGCCUCUUUCCCCUGAAAAAUCUUCACAGAAUCCUUUAGAUGAUUCUGAAGAAAAACUUUCUGCUGAGGAAAGCAAAGACAGGAAUCUGCCUGAUGCCCAGAGUAACCUUGGAUUAUGGGGGGACAGCAAAGGUGAAGAUGAGCUGUCACCUGAAGAAAUACAAAUGUUUGAACAGGAGAACCAGCGACUUGUCGGGGAAAUGAAUAAUCUCUUCGAUGAAGUCAGACAAAUCGAAGGAAAAGUGGUGGAAAUCUCCCGAUUACAAGAGAUAUUCACUGAAAAAGUCUUGCAACAGGAAACAGAUAUUGACAAUAUCCAUCAGUUAGUUGUGGGUGCAACAGAGAAUAUCAAAGAAGGCAACGAAGACAUAAGAGAGGCCAUCAAAAACAAUGCUGGAUUUCGAGUGUGGAUCCUCUUCUUCCUUGUGAUGUGUUCAUUCUCCUUGCUUUUCCUGGACUGGUACGAUAAUUAACUAAAGAUGUAAUACUGUCCACGCGCCUUGUUUGUAAAACGUCUGACUCUUCUGCAGGGGAGCCGGGCGGGUGGCACACCGCCCUGUUUGACACAGUUUUGCAUACCGCUAUGAUGGAAAUAUUUUCCACUAAGUAAGCGUGUGUAUCUGUCCGUUAGUGCGGAGGGAGCUGACAGCGUUCAUUUUAAAUCCCUUUACCGAACAUAAACCCACUCUUAAUCCCGCAAAGAACAUGGAAACCUUUGAAAGAGCUGGAAAAAGCUACAAGCUGGAGCAGAGCUACCAGAAGAAAAAAAAACGAUAAUGGUUUUAUCAUCGUCACCCCCGCCUCCGUGAUGCCUGAAGUCAGCUCCCGGCACGCAGGCCAGAUCAGGAGAAAACUGUUACUGGGCAAAAGCACCUACGCUGUCCCAGGCUUUCCUGAGCCCUACCACGGCAGUACACGGCGCCCACUUUGCACAUGGGUGACCUCAAUUUCUAACCCUCUGAAACCGCUCGAGUCGGCCAUCAGCUUGGUUUAGUAGUCGUCAUAAUGAUAAAAAGUCAACUGAGGAGCUUUACUUCUAGGUGAAAAGAGAGACCACAGCACAGACAGUUGUGCAGUGGAACUCGCGUUCCGGGAUGCCAGAACAAAGGACAGACAAUUCUAAAGCCAGACUUUUUAAAGUGCUAAAAUUGGGAGCAAUUUU